Diabrotica virgifera virgifera (western corn rootworm) is the source of this 1022-nucleotide messenger RNA. RefSeq lists its product as uncharacterized. NCBI's taxonomy places the organism in Eukaryota, Metazoa, Arthropoda, Insecta, Coleoptera, Chrysomelidae. The coding region runs from base 88 to 975 and encodes 295 amino acids. The record is from RefSeq and is a predicted model, not a curated record. The transcript is spliced from 6 exons.
AGUACUGAUAAGUAAGUUCUUUCUGUUCACUUGAAUUUUUUUUAAUAUUACAGAUACGUUCAAGCAUCUAUACUUUCGUGAAACACGAUGAAGUUAAUUACCUGUUCAAUUAUUCUUCCACUAAUAGUUGGACAAAGUUCAGCACUUAUACCAGGUCUAUUGAAGGGAAUUUUGGACCUACUCCUUGGUUCAGUUUCUUCGAAAACAAUUUUAAUUCCGUCCGCUGAUAUUUCCAUUCCAAAGAAUUUACAAGACAUUAUAAUUGGUGACUUAAAUUUAACCCAAUUUCAUGUAUAUGGAUUAGACACUUUCAAAUACAAGGAUGAUGUUUACAAAUUGGACACAGAUAGAAAGUCAUUUACAAGGAACAGAAUUUCUGUUAAUACAACUCUGGAUAAACUUGGAUUGGAAACUGAGUAUGUUUUGGAUAUGAGUUUACUAGAUGCCGUUCCAUUGUAUGGGAAUGGAAGAUUUAGGUUAGAAGUCACAAAAGUAGGAUUGGAUAUUAAUCUAAAUCUGUACGAUAAAUUUGUACAAAAUAUGAGUGUAGAGGAUUUCGAUUUUAGAUUUUCUCUACGUGACUCCUCAAACUCAGAAAUAACAGGCUUUUGGAGCAAUGUGAAAGUUAGCGCAUUACUCACGAAUGUUAUAAAUAUUGUUGAGCCCUUUGUGUGUAUGUGGUACGACUACGAACGAGAAUGUCUGGAUUGUGUUAUCAGCAAACUUGCCCAGUUUGUAAUAAAUAAAUUAGUGCUGAAAGCUAUUACUAACGAAGACUUCAUUAAAUGCGAAUGUUUGGGGGAUUUAUCAUUUUUAACAAAGCUUCACUUGCCAUCCCUAGUUGAAUCUUGGGAGACAGAAGAUUACGGUUACAUAAAAUAUCAUCUAAUAAAAAAUCCCGACGUGAAGAAAGUUUAUAAUAAAAUGUAUAAAAUUGUUUCCAAAAUAGUGGUGGAGACCUUUGAGGAAAUGUAAUUUUUUUAUGAAUUGUAAUAACUAUUUCAAUAAAACCAAUCGAUAUA